AUGGCUACUGAUAACGCUAGUUUUAAUGAGGCUGCUAAAGCUUUUGGAGAGCUUGCUUCUAGUGGGAAACUUAGUAAUGAAGAGAAAUUAGAAGGUUAUGGUUUAUUCAAACAAGCUACCAUAGGUGAUAAUACUACAGAGUAG
Molecule: messenger RNA, 144 nt
Organism: Entrophospora sp. SA101
Lineage: Eukaryota; Fungi; Glomeromycota; Glomeromycetes; Entrophosporales; Entrophosporaceae
Source: the annotation of a GenBank genome assembly